Messenger RNA from Pyricularia pennisetigena, 1686 nucleotides. RefSeq lists its product as uncharacterized. The coding region runs from base 1 to 1686 and encodes 561 amino acids. Lineage: Eukaryota; Fungi; Ascomycota; Sordariomycetes; Magnaporthales; Pyriculariaceae. Gene Ontology annotation, molecular function: dynein heavy chain binding. Gene Ontology annotation, cellular component: centrosome; cytoplasmic dynein complex. Gene Ontology annotation, biological process: microtubule cytoskeleton organization; microtubule-based movement. The transcript is spliced from 6 exons. The record is from RefSeq and is a predicted model, not a curated record.
AUGGCGGCCAACACAAACAGGUUCUCGACGUACACGACAGCCUCGGCCGACUCGAAAGAUGGCGAGAAGAAGAAGGACAUGUGGAACUCCAUGCUGGAGUCGGUAGCCAGUGGCAAGAGGCUACCGGAGAAGAACCUACUGGUGCUUGGUGGCACAGUUGAGACGCAACGGAGCUUUCUGGAGACUUUAUCGAGUGAUUUUAGGAGAACGCUUGACACCGACCAUAUACCACCCGUUGCGAACCACUUUGCCCUAGGAAAUACCUAUUAUGACGUUCUAGACGCGGACCAAGAAGAUAUAUUAGCCCGGAUAACCCUCUACUCGCUCACAAAGCCCUCGCCCUCCUUCAGCGCUCUCCUCAAGCCUCUCCUCACUCCGCAAACGAUACCAAACACGCUCGUCGUAAUUCUACUCGACUGGUCACAUCCAUGGCUAUGGAUGCGCCAGCUGCGCGAUUGGAUCCUUCUCCUCAGGACGGUACUAGUCAGCCUGAGCAUCGAAGCCAAGGACGCCAUGGAGGAGGUCAUGAUCGGCUGGCGAGACCGCGGCAGGGGUGGCGCAAACACCAAUUUGGAUGGGAGUGGCGUCGCCACUGCUGCUUUGGCGGGUGAGGGUGGUGCCGGUAGCGACAGCGUCGCUUUACCGCUGGGGCCGGGCGAGUGGGAGGAUGCGCUGGGUUUACCGCUGUCUGUGGUCUGUCAGAAUGCGGACAAGAUUGAUUCCUUGGAAAAGAGGCAAGGAUGGAAAGAGGAGCAAUUUGACGUCGUCAUGCAGUUCCUGCGGACAGUGCUUCUAAAACACGGCGCAUCGUUGAUUUACACGUCCACAAGCGUGCCAUCGCAAUUACCGAGCCUUAUUCACUCUAGCUUGGGCAUUACCUCACUGCUCAAGCGGCAACCACUCAAGCAUAACGUCAUCGACCGCGACAAGAUCGUUGUGCCGCCGAACUGGGAUUCGUGGGGCAAGAUCCGGGUGCUGCGCGACGGUUUCGACGUUGAGAUGGUCAGUGAGGGCUGGUCGAUAGAUCUGGACCAGCCUUUCCCUCGCGAGCCGGCCCGCACUACCAAUGGCGAUGGGCUGCAUGAGGGUGGCGAGGUUUCCGACUUGGAAUCGGACGACGGCGAGCGGCAGUCGGACGAAGAUCACAUUGAGGGCUCGGCGGUGUUCCUCUAUGAACAAAAGAUCGAGAAUCCCAGCGCGGCGGCACAGCAGCACGCGGCGCUCGAAGACCGCUCGGGCCGGCGCAUGGAGGUGGACACGGAGGACCACCAGGCAUUCCUCGAGAAGCAGUACCCGGUCCUGGACGAGUUCCGCAAGGCGCUGCAGAAGGAGGAGGACGAGGAGGCCGCAUCCAAGUCCAAGAGGUUGCAACUUCAGGGAGACGGGCCGGCAUCCCGGGGUUACGGUGGUUCACACGGCCACGACGACUAUGGCCACGGCCCUAUCGGCGGCGUGCUUGGCGAUCAGAUCGGGCCCGUGCAGUUCAACAUGGGUGGCAUCCAGAUGGACACGGAUGCUGCGUUCCAAUCCAUUCAGAGGUUGACGGAGCGACAGCAUGUGCACGAGCCCGAGCCCGAGCUUGAUGUUGACGUUGAAGUUGACGAAGGGCCUACGGAUCCCGACCGAAUGCAAGCUUUCUUCGCGGGGCUGAUCCAGAGAGGUAUGGCCAAAUCUGGGGGCACAUGA